CUUAUCCUUCUACUCAUCACAUUGAUUAUUGUGGGCAUACUUGUUCACCUUUAUUUCCUGAUUGAAUCAGCUUUCAUUUUUGUAGUUGUUUCAGGGGCUUUGAUUAACCUAUUUUACAAAAAAGGGUCCCAGGAAGUUGAGGAAGAUGAUCUCGACAACAUGCUGGGAAUGCCCUCUAGAUUCUCCUACGAAGAGUUGAAGAGCAUCACCCAGAAUUUCAGCAACAAGCUCGGUGAAGGUUGAUUCGGGUCCGUUUUUCGAGGAACACUGCCUUCGGGUUCCGAUGUGGCGGUGAAGCAUCUCCAAGGCUUCGGUCCUGUUAACAAGUCUUUCAUAGCCGAAGUCCAGACGAUCGGAAACGUCCACCAUUUCAACUUGGUAAGUUUGGUUGGAUUUUGUGCCGAAAAAUUCAACAGGCUUUUAGUUUACGAGCACAUGGCGAAUUGUUCUCUAGACCGAUGGAUCUUCAACGUCGACCUUGCUCUUGGUUGGCAAAUUAGGAAGAAUAUCAUCUUUGACAUAGCCAAAGGACUAUCCUACCUUCAUCAAGAUUGCAACCAGAAGAUAAUACACUUAGACAUCAAACCCGAAAACAUCCUAUUAGACGAUAAUUUCAAUGCCAAAGUUUCGGAUUUCGGGUUAUCCACACUGAUAAGAAAACACCAGAGUCAACUCAUUACAACCAUGCGGGGAACCCCUGGCUACAUGGCUCCCGAAUGGUUGAUCUUCGUCAUAACCGAGAAAGUCGAUGUCUAUAGCUUCGGUAUCGUCGUCCUCGAGAUCCUAUGCGGUCGACGGAACAUGGAUGGAUCUCGAUUUGGCUUCUCUUCCUUCAGAUUCUGGUCCAAGUUAUCAUUUGUGCCUACACCAUAACCAUGGGUCAGCGAAGCAAUUUCAAGGUGACCCCGUUGCUCAAGUCCCCGCAUCUCUACUUCCCGGUUUUUUUGCUAAAUGUGCCUUUUCUUACAAGAAGAAUGUUAACAUUUGGAGUAGCCAAGCUCAGAAACUCAAGAUGGUUCAACCUUAUGACAUUUUCCUUUCAGAUCCCCACGUUUCAGCAUCGAGAACCAUCGGUGCAUCUUUGAGUGCGAAUUUUGGGGAAAAUUCAGCCAGAUUAAUUGAGGAAGCUAAAGAUAUUAAGCGGUUAUCAUUGCAUCAUCCAACUCUAAAAUCUUCCCUUCUAGGGGAUAUAUUUGCAUCCAUGUCAUUUACAGCCCAGCAUGGGAACUUCCAACGGCUAUUGUCUGAUCUUACAAGAUUUCAGGCUCGCAUGGAUUUCCCCUCUGGUUCUAAAUUCCUUUCAGGUGCCACACAAGUAGCUCAGUAUCUUUUGAAUUCGCUCCAGCCUAGUUCUGAAGCAAUUAAAAUGAUCUUCCCAAGUACCACCCUUUCACUUCAGCAGCAGAUUGCCGGACCUUUCAGUUUUAGAGUUGAUUCGGGAGUCUUGAUUGAUUUCGAGGACAAAAGUUGGCAUAUACAGGCAGGCCAGCCUGUGUUUGCAAUCGAAUAUGCAUUGCACGUCCCUUUUUCCGCAAAGGCUGUUGCUUGGUACUCCCCAAAGCAUCAAGAAUUUAUGGUAGAGCUUCGUUUCUUCGAGACAUAA
Molecule: messenger RNA, 1603 nt
Organism: Hibiscus syriacus
Lineage: Eukaryota; Viridiplantae; Streptophyta; Magnoliopsida; Malvales; Malvaceae
Product: protein TRIGALACTOSYLDIACYLGLYCEROL 4, chloroplastic-like
Exons: 3
Coding region: 749-1603 (284 amino acids)
Biological process (GO): acylglycerol transport; ER to chloroplast lipid transport
Cellular component (GO): chloroplast envelope
Molecular function (GO): phosphatidic acid binding
Source: RefSeq, a predicted model, not a curated record